AUGGCAAAUUUAAAAUCCGAUUUGGAUGACUACUUGUUGCAAAACGAAAAUCGAAGAAGUUACAAAUUUGGAUUACCGUCAUUCUCAACGCCAAGUUUCUUCUCUCGAAGCAACGAUGAAACUCCUACUAGUACCAGUACCACGAGUACUUGGUUUCAGAGUGUACAAAAGGAAUAUUUUACUUUGAGUCGGACACAAAGAUUCUUGGGCUUCGGUAUUUGUUUGUUCCUUGGUAUAUUAUGCUUUAUUCUUUCAUUCCUAUAUAUACCACUACUAUUACUAAAAGCCAGAAAAUUUGCAUUACUAUUUACUCUAGGGAGCUUAUUCUUCAUUUUCAGUUUUAGCUUCCUUUAUGGACCAUGGUCUCACUUCAAGUCGUUAUUCUCCAAGGAGAAAGCUCUGACAACUUCUUUAUAUAGCUUUACACUGAUAGCAACCCUUUAUUGUGCUUUGCACUUACAAAGCACUCCGCUGACAAUAGUUUGUGCAGUGGGACAAGUCCUAGCACUCUUGUGGAUGAUGAUGGGCUCAAUACCCGGUGGCUCUUCAGGAAUGAGGUUCUUUGGAAACGAGGCUCUGACGUGCAACGUGUGCGACCGCUCCUUCUCCACCCGACGUCAACUCAGUGACCACCAACAGAAGAAGCGGCACUUUGGGUGCAGUUCCUGUGACAGUCUGUUCCCUUCAUUAAUGGCGCUGGAACACCACAAAGAGGAGUUCCAGCACUGGAGUGACUCCUCAUACUGCUCGCACUCGGACAGUGAAGACAGUGACGAGUGCCACGAGGACCGCCACCGGUUACUCUAA
Molecule: messenger RNA, 807 nt
Organism: Parnassius apollo (apollo)
Lineage: Eukaryota; Metazoa; Arthropoda; Insecta; Lepidoptera; Papilionidae
Source: the annotation of a GenBank genome assembly